Molecule: messenger RNA, 3383 nt
Organism: Myripristis murdjan (pinecone soldierfish)
Lineage: Eukaryota; Metazoa; Chordata; Actinopteri; Holocentriformes; Holocentridae
Product: neuronal pentraxin-2
Exons: 6
Coding region: 316-2187 (623 amino acids)
Source: RefSeq, a predicted model, not a curated record
GGUCCAGCACUCAUCUGGAGUAAAUCUCUCACAAUCUGAUCAGUGCCUGACAUGGACUAACCUGCUGCUGCUGCUUCACAGCGCUGAUACAGGAGCCAUAAGGGACUAAAAGGUGCUAUUUCCUUCUCCUACAACGCUGAGGAAGAGAAAAACAAGACAACGUCCAGAAUAAGAAUACAUAUUCUCUCAUAAAGCCAAGGAGGAUAAAACGUUACCAAAUAAACUGCAAUUUUAAUCGAUUCAUUGCAGUUCUUUAAAUACCGAGUGGAUGGAAAUAUUUGUUCUCCUGCUCAGCAAUGCUGCUGUUUCAGCAACAUGAACAUGGGCAUAACCUUCGCUUCCCCUGGCAUAAAACUUUUUGAACCGAAGCCAAGCUCUUUACUCUUAUCGGCUGAACUGUGGACAGAAAGCAUGAGGAACUCUCAGUCUCUACACCUGUCUACCUCGCUUAUCCGUCUUGUGUUCUUUAUACUUUCACUCCCCCUCUGCCCUGCGUCUGCCACUUCAGGGUCUGACCAUAACUACGUCACCCACCCACGCUUUGUGUGCACCCCUAUCCCAGUCGACGCAGACCCUGCCUGCUUCCCCCCUACAGGGCCAGGUAUGGGGGGGUCAGGGCCCAGCGGACCAGGGCAUCAAAGCACACUAGGGGGCCCUCCCUCUGGCUGGUGGGGGGUGACCGAUGAGGCCAAAGCCACCAUCCUUCACCUUAGGGAGAGCCUUGUCCAGCAGAAAGAGACAAUCCUCGACCAGAGGGAGACCAUCAGAGAGCUGACAGCCAAGCUCACCCUGUGUGAGGGCUUUGGACAGGGCAUGACGGCUCACGAUGACCAACAUGGUACAGCUUCACGCCCCCGUCACGGAGGGGCGGCCAGUCCUCACAUGUACACUGACACUGGGCGCCAUAGCAACCAGCAGGGUCACCAUGGAAACAGCAACCUCAUACCGGACUCGCCACACUACCCCUCCAUGGGGGGGCACCGGUCAGACGGAGGGCAUAGCAACAGCAACCAAGUGAAGGACAAACACAUAACGCCAGGGGAUAUAACAUCAUCACCAGAGCAGAUGGAGAGGAUGCUGCAGGCGCUGAAGAAGAGGCUGGACAACCUGCAGAAGAGGAACACAUCCACCAGCUACUCCAGCUCUCUGACGGAGCUGCUGCAGAGGAACAUCAACACUCUGGAGCAGCAGCUGCACCAUCACACCGCAGCCCUCAGCAGCCCGGACCACCAUGACGACCAGAGCAGUCCUGACGACCACCACAACGACACACACCCAAAGGACCACGAUGGAAGCCUUGACGGACAUGAUGAUGGCCAUCACAGCAAUGGAAACCACAGCGACAAUCACGGUGGUGCCAAUGAUGAUGACGACCACCACGAUGCUGAGCCUGACCAUGAUGGCAGUCUUGAUGUUGAUCACCAUGGUAACGAAGCAGAUAGUCAGGGUUACCUUCUACGCACAGGAUACCGACCGCCAGGGUCCUAUUCAGGGUUCCACCCAAAUAAACUGGACACAUUGCUGAGUCAGCUGCACUUCACAGGUUCCAGUGGAAAGAAAACCAAAAGUCCUGAGGCCUUCCAGAUUGGCUUCCCCAUGAGGACCAACUACAUGUACGGGAGGGUAAAGACGACCCUGCUUCAUGAGAUCUUUGCCCUGACCUUGUGUCUCUGGAUCAAAGCGGGCGUGGGGCCUGGCAUGGGGACUCCGUUCUCUUACUCUGUACCCGGACAGGCCAAUGAACUGGUGCUUAUCGAGUGGGGGAACAACCCCAUGGAGCUGCUGAUAGAUGACAAGGCGGUGACCCUGCCCCUGUCUCUGAGCGAUGGAAAGUGGCACCACAUGUGUGUGACGUGGUCAACACGGGACGGUCAGUGGGAGGUCUUCCAGGAUGGGGUGCAGAGGGGGUCUGGGGAGAACCUGUCGGCCUGGCAUCCCGUCAGACCUGGAGGGGUCUUCAUCCUGGGACAGGAGCAGGACGCCCUGGGAGGUCGUUUUGAUGCGACGCAGUCAUUUGUGGGCGAGAUCUCAGAUCUGAACAUGUGGUCUCAUGUCCUUCCCGCCAGGGACAUCUACAGCUUGUCGUCCUGCAGCAGUCACCUCAAUGGUGAUGUCAUUGCGUGGUCUGAGACAGAGGUGGAGCUGCAUGGAGGGGUCACAAAGUACCCCUUUGACCCGUGUAGCUAAGGGUAACCACCAGUGAGCACCGGCCUUGCAGGUAGCCUGGAACUCAGUGAGCAAGUUUAUCAUCAAACAGUAACCAUAGAAACCAAAGGGAAUACAGGGAAAUAAUAAAAGUCACAUUGACUUGCAGCACAAAUGGCGAGAUCAUUCUGUGGCUCCCACUUCUGUUCAGUUUAUGAAUCAAUGCCUUCGUUUUAACUCAGCCAGUGACUUUUUCUUUAAAAAAAAAAAAAAAGAAAAAAGAAAAAGAAAAAAAUUAAAAGCGUUUUUAUUCCGUCCAAAUCUGUAUUUACAGAUACGGCGUAGGGACUUAGUGUUCUUGGCCCGUAGUUUCUGGCCAUUACCUAAUAUGACAAUGAUUUAGUGUUUUGUUUUACACGCACAAGUGAGUGAUAUACUGUAUGUGACAUAUUGUCAUGUUGUUCAUCAGACUGAACUCUGUAGGGGCCCUUAUGAUGACGUUAGCGGGCCUCAUACAGGGUCAGCAUGUUGUUAGCUUUAAACAUGGGAGGAGAUGCUGUCAGCAGUGAUGUGCUGGGCAAUCAAAUUGUGUUGUGGAUUAUCUUUUAAAAAGUUUUCCAUGAAAGAUACAGCUACUUUACCAAAGAAACUGUAGAUUUGAUGACCUUUUAUAUUUUCAAUAAUCUUUGUAUUAUAGAUAAAUUGAUAAUGUUUUAUUUGUUCAUUGUGUUUUAAGAUGGAAAGCCUGGCCAAUUAAGGUUGUAUGGGCCUAAUUGAAAGGCCCAUACAUAACACUCAAUACAUGGACUCUUGGUGGGAUAUUGCAUUCCUUUUCUUAUGACAGAAAAAUCACUAAUUAUCAUAGGUAAGUUUAUUCAAAACGACACAAAUAGCUUUCAGCAUGAGUGUAACUCUCCAUUUCCAGUUUCAGAUUUGCUGCUUCUCACAACCUUUUUAUAUCCUCAAUAUACAAUUUGUUCACUUAACAUAACUUAACUCGUUUCUCACUUUUUUCAAUACUUUAGGUAUUAUGUUUUUAAAAUAUGGCACAGUUAUGUGUUUUAUAUGUUUAUUGUACUUAAUUGUUUUGUGGUUUUGUGUUUGCUAAAUAACCUGCCUUGAUUGUAUAUUUGUUCUUGUACGUUGUGUUACGUUAGCCAGGUUAACACUUGCCAUUAUUUCUUGACGUUAUUCUUGCAACAGUAUUUUGACACUGUAAAUAAAAAAUGUGGAAUAUU